AUAACUAAUGGAGAUACUUAGAUUAUAAAGAACUCUCAUUAGAGUUGAUGGCUACUCCUUCAUAUGUUGCUGCUAUUUUUCAGGAUCUUGUUACUGGUAGUGCACAUUGUGCCCUAGCAGGUUAUUGGUCAAAAAAGCUGGGGAAAUGUGAUUUCGUUGCAUAUCAGGAAUCAGCUCGAGGUGGCAUACUGAACCUCCAUUUAGAUGAAAAGAUUCAGAGAGUACUACUUCGGGGGAAAGCCGUCACUGUAAUGGAAGGUUCUCUCUUGGUUUAACUAGUAAUUGCCCCCAUCUUGGCUUGCAUGAAUCAAUUGAAAUAGAAGGCUGUUAAUGUUUGGAUGGCUCACUUUGAAUUUUGACUGACGCUUUUGCCGUCAAACUUAAUUUUACUCCUUGUAAGUUUUGUACUAGAGGUCUUCUGUAAAAUUACAUUUGGCACUAUUAUUCGACAUAAAUUUAUAUCUUUGCUAUCUAUAAUGGAAAUUCUCUUUCUUGGUCACUUUGACUAUUAGAACAAAACCUAUGUAACUGAUGCAAAAUUCUAAU
Molecule: messenger RNA, 546 nt
Organism: Camellia sinensis
Lineage: Eukaryota; Viridiplantae; Streptophyta; Magnoliopsida; Ericales; Theaceae
Source: RefSeq, a predicted model, not a curated record